GAUCCAAAUGAUUGGCUUAUUCACUUUGAAAAAGCUGCUAAAGCAAAUAAUUGGACUUCAGAAAGAGCUUUAGAAAUAGUUGGUGGAUUUCUUGAAGGAAUGGCAGCUGAUUGGUAUAAAGCUCAAACUGAAAAGGAAGACGUUGAAAAUAAUGAAUGGAACAUUAAAGAAGUUAUACAU
Funneliformis geosporum is the source of this 180-nucleotide messenger RNA. The record is from the annotation of a GenBank genome assembly. Lineage: Eukaryota; Fungi; Glomeromycota; Glomeromycetes; Glomerales; Glomeraceae.